AUGUAGAACUCUGCAAUCGCUUGAGUUCACAAAUUACGGUAUCCGAUUCCAUCGCCCUUUUCACCAUUGCCAUAACCUCAAAACCUUGAAACUCUAUUACUGUGAUAUUAGCAGUGAAACCCUUGAAGCAAUCGUUUCUAGCUGUGAUUUUAUGGAACACCUGAGCGUUUGUUCUUCCACCUCCAGUUUAAAACAGGUUCGGAUCUUUAGCCAAACGGUUAAGACUGUGGAGCUGGAAUCAUUGGAUUUGGAGGGGAUUUAUUUAUCUACCCAAUCUCUUGGUGCUUUGGUGCUUCAUUCUAUGAAAUUUCCAGCCAAAAGUUUGGUUAUCCAUGCUCCAAAUCUUAGGGUUUUUACUGCAACUCGCAAGCCCAUAACUAAAAAUCCAUACAAUUUCACCCGUCCUUCAAAACAGACCAAGAUUGCUGAAAUUCUAGAGUAUUGCACUCAUCUCUUGACACCUGUAAAUUAUAAAGCUAGUGAUCCUAUGGAAGACCCAAAUCUGUUUAAGAAUUUGAGGGAGCUAACCAUUGAUUUAGACUUGAACGAUAGAAGGGAAAUGUUGAUCCUCUGUAUCGUUCUACAACGCUGCCUUAGUCUACACCAACUUGAAAUCAACAUAGAGGAAAGCAGAAGUGAAAUAGAGGAAGCAACCAGGGAUUAUAGUAGUGUAAACAGCCGACUGCCAUAUCCAGAGACAAAGCUAUGGGAGCAAAGGGAGCUGUGCGAUUGUAUUACAUUCACACUAAGACAAGUAUCCAUUAAGGGAUUCAACGGGAAAGAUGGGGAAAUGGAAUUCCCAAGGCAUCUGAUUACGAAAGGUGCCAAGUUGGAGAGAUUAGAGAUUUGGUGCAACCAUGAUUGGUCCAGUGAAGGAGGUAAGGCAACUCUUGGUUUACUUUCACUGCCUAGAUCCUCCAUUGAUGUCUCCAUUCUUCUUAAACCGCCACCCAAUUUGUUGGUAGUUUUGGAAGAUGGGUUUCAACCCUAGAAUAGGUUUUUUUUCUCCCUUUAUGUCAAGGAUUUUCGGAUUAGUUAAGGAUUUUGC
Molecule: messenger RNA, 1048 nt
Organism: Gossypium raimondii (Peruvian cotton)
Lineage: Eukaryota; Viridiplantae; Streptophyta; Magnoliopsida; Malvales; Malvaceae
Exons: 3
Coding region: 152-991 (279 amino acids)
Source: RefSeq, a predicted model, not a curated record